Molecule: messenger RNA, 5060 nt
Organism: Osmia bicornis bicornis
Lineage: Eukaryota; Metazoa; Arthropoda; Insecta; Hymenoptera; Megachilidae
Product: visual system homeobox 2-like
Exons: 7
Coding region: 1726-3045 (439 amino acids)
Biological process (GO): regulation of transcription by RNA polymerase II
Cellular component (GO): nucleus
Molecular function (GO): sequence-specific double-stranded DNA binding; DNA-binding transcription factor activity, RNA polymerase II-specific
Source: RefSeq, a predicted model, not a curated record
CACGGUUGCGCCACGACGACAGGCCAGACACGUCAUCGUAACCGUAACCGGGACUACCCCCGAGAGCACAGCCACGUUGCUUCUCUCUCUUUCUCUUUCUUUUAUCAAUUUCCUCCGUACGUAUCGGCUGGUUUACCAAGUACCGUGUCACACGCGACAUAGUAUCAAUCUCGCCACGCGGAUCCACCCGCUCCGAUUCAUCGAACUAACCCGCCCCCGCGCUGUCAGUUGCCUCCGGUGAAUCCGCAGUUCUCUGUGUGCGCCUAGUUCCGUAUGACCGGUCGACCAGGACCGAAGGAUUCGAGAAAGGUUCGUAGAUCGUUGAAAGACGGAAUGGGGAGAGAAGCGGAGGGUGGACAUUGUUUGUGAUCAUUGAAGAAACGAGAAAAAGAAGGGCUGAUCAUCGGCGACUGGUCGAUCCUGCCAGUGGACGAGUGCCUUCCUGUUGGGCAGAGGAAAUAGUAGUAGGAGACGAGCAGAAUACUGUUUUUUUGUCUUGUGAAAUUCGAUCCAAACGGCGAGAAGAAUGAAUGGAAGCGGUUCCACGAAUUUCCAUGCUCAUCGUUGAGGUCCGAGGAGAGUUUUGUUCCGUGGCCAGGCACGAUGAAUGGAGUCCAUCAGCGCCGAUAUCGGGACGAGUGAAUAGAAUUCUUGGACGCAGAUAAGGUUCUAAUUGUCUUCGGGACGAGAUUCAGGGUGAGAAAGAGAGAGAGAGGAAGGGGUGUAAUAAUCGAGUAACUUCGUACCGGUUGCUUCGAGCAACGAGGAAAGCGGCAAUCCGUACCUGAACACAACGAAACUUCCAUUCAACGAACAGACUGGACGCAUGUGUGCCGUUAGACGCGUUGUUUCUACACGGUAAUUGUGUUUAAGUGCGAAAGAAAACGCGAGAUAAUCGGUCCGCACGGGUUCUCGAGUUGCCGUCGCUCGCCGUAACCUGUCGCAGCUUCUGUCCCCGCUCGACAGAUCAAGGAUUUUUACGUUUACAACGAAGAUUAGCCGAGAACGCAGGCCAGUAAGCUUUCCAAAAAUUUUCUAUGCACGAAAAACAUUCCAUUUCGAGAGAUCCUCGAUGAUGGAGAUUUAUGAGAACACUUAGAAUCGCCGGCGGGUCCAUAUCAGGAUCUAAUCUCGAUUUUCUAUCUCAACUAGUUCCGUAUAUUUUUCGAAACUAAACGGACAAUUAGUCGAUCCCUUCUUAGCGGGCCUACAAUUCAUUUUCAACGUUCGUCGAUCGGAGCGUCGGCGAGGGUAUCGAAAAAGCGACGCCUCCGCUCGCGACAAACCGUCGGAUGCCGAGCGAGCGUUAUGUCAGGGCCUAGCCGCGUCAAAGGACUCGUUUUACUUCCCUCUUUGAUCGAUCUACGUGAGAAAAUAUCCUCCGAUCUCUAAUACCCAGGACAUCGAGUUUGUGUUCGAAACAGAAUCCAACGAACCCCGUCAGUUUCGAGACUGCUGAAUCGCGGAGUCGUUUGUAAACAAAAGUUCCUAAAAAUCCAGACGCAAAUCAACGAGAAAAUAUUUCAAUAUCUCAGCGAGAAUAUUCUACAGGAAAUUCGCUAGAAGAACAACGAUAUAUCCUUGAAGCCUGUUCCGUCAACGAGCCUGGCCAUGAUGCUCCAUUGACAGGGACGCGGUAGACUCUAGGAAAUAUUCAUUAAAAGAGGGAUUCACGAGUGGAAGAUGUCGUUUUGAGUGGUUAGGAUUAUCGAUACUGAGUCAAAGAUGCCGCAGCGAUCGCCGUUCGCGAUCCAAGAGCUGCUGGGGCUGAACGGUACCGGAAACGGAAGCGGUACCGAUCGAGGCUCGCCCCAAGGAUCACCGCCAGCCGGCGUCUCGGCGGUUUCUUACGCGCCCACCGCGCCUCAUCACAAACUAUGGGACUACAUGCCCAGCCUGACGAAUCAUCUCGGCAAUCUUGGCAAUCUUGGCAAUCUGGGCAACCUGACCGCCUCGCGGAUGGCUUACCUGAAUGCGCAGGCGGCCGUAGCGGCUGCCUUCCUGCCGCCGCCCCACCCCCACCCGGCCCACCAUGUACCGCAUCAUCAGGUACAUCAACCGGGACAACUUCCGGCCUCGCCGGCCGGCGUCAACGUGCAUCCGGCUGCUCACGCGCAGCAUGUACUUCCGGGAACCGCAGUCACCGCGAAUCAUCAUCAGCACAGUCCGACUCAGCACACGCCACCCCAUGGAUACUCUCAGUCGAAGAGCUCGUUUCCAAACGCCAGCCCAGGUGUGGGGCACAAUAUAGAGUCGGGAAAAGACUUCACCGUCGACGGUCUCUCUGGUUUCAGCAAAAAGAAGAAAAAGAAGCGCCGUCAUAGCUCCAGGACGAUCUUCACGUCACAGCAGCUGGAGGAGCUGGAGGCAGCGUUCAAGGAAGCCCAUUAUCCUGACGUGUAUGCCCGCGAGAUGCUCAGCCUUCGAACCGAUCUGCCCGAGGACAGGAUACAGGUGUGGUUCCAAAACCGGAGAGCAAAAUGGCGCAAAACGGAGAAGUGCUGGGGUAGAAGUACCAUAAUGGCGGAGUAUGGCCUGUACGGAGCGAUGGUACGACACUCGCUACCGCUUCCUGAAACGAUCCUGAAGAGCGCUAAGGAGAACGAGUCGGUCGCGCCAUGGCUGUUAGCUCAAUCAUCUAAGACGAGCAGCUUUAGUCAAGAUAUCGAAAAUAAUCAAGAAAUGAUUGACUGUGGCCCCGCAGGGAUGCAUCGGAAGUCAAUCGAAGCGGCGGAACAUCUCAAGUCCGGCGGCGAGGACAGCGGAAACGAUCACAAUGGAAGCGGAAGCAGUCCCCAUCACAAUCAUCAUCAAGGUGGACCGACCAGUUCCGAGAGCGGCCAAGAAAGUCAGGACGGCAUGGGACCUUCUUCGUCGACAGGAAUGGUUCAGGACACGGAGCAGCUGAGAAACGAGAGCAUCGCCUGUUUGAGGGCGAAGGCUCAGCAACAUCAGCUACAACUGAGCCUACAACCGACGCCAGCGCCUACCAGCACCUCGUACCCUGCAGGACCCCCGUCGAGCACGCUUCACGCUUCCGUUUAAUCAUCGUUUCAAACGUUCAUCCAAUUAGACAGCGUUCGAUACCUUCACGGACAAACUCAUAUCGAUCGAUCCUCCUUCGAGGAAUCGUCGAGGAACUCGUCGAAGACGUAACGUCUCGAGACGAUAAUCAUUACGCGACUUUACCUCGAGCUUUAGGUACGAUGAAAACCUUCGCGAGAGGUCGUAGAUCGUUCCUAGGAAGAAGGAAGUCGUUCCUCGUCCGCGAUGAAGGUUUUCAAUUUUCGACGAAGCAGGGUAAACAUUCAUUAAAGGAUACACACCACGAAUCGUAGAGAAACAUACACACAACGAAUACGAGUACGAGUUCGAUUUCGAACAAUGAUCUGGCCGCAUCAUCGAUGUCGCCCAGGGCCUAUGUAGUUCUCUGAUUUCCUUCGGUAUGACGAAUCGAUAGGCAUCGAUCACGAAGGGAACGCGGAACGAGAAUUAUUUCGAAGUCGGUCCUCAUCAACGAAACGGUGGCCUAUGGACGGCCAGUACAAUGACGAAUCAUCGAUCGCGGAUAAAGCUCGCUUUCAACGUUCGUCCAUCUAACGCUCGUUCGGAAAAAAAUGAAAUUAAAAAAGAGACAAUUGUUAAGUGAAAACGAACGAGCGAAAUGAAUCGACGCGACCUGGAAGACGAACAACUAAUUAGAAGUUAGAACCGCUUUAAAUAGUGCGAGUAUAAAUAAAUAUGUAUACAUAUGUGUGAGUACAAGAGAAUGAGAGGAUGAGCGCGUGAACCUUGUGUAAACCGUGAAACGAACAUUUCGCCUUUAGGAGACAUCCAAACGAUUUGCAACGAACGAUUAAAUAAAUCAAUCAAUCAAUCACAGCGACACGAGUGAGACGAGUUAACGAAUUAAUAGUUGUCAGACACAUCGAACUUAAUCAAAGCGGAGAAUCCAUGAUAAAUCAUUGAAACGAGAGAGAGAGAGAGUGAGAGAGAGUGAAUGGAAGAAGAAAGUUUCUUUGAAAAUGAACGAAACAGAGUGCAAAAGGACAAUGUUUAUUAGCGAACAAUUCCUAUACCCAAGUACUUAAAGAAGACGUAACUGUUGUCAAAUGUGCAAUAUGUCGGUAUAAGUUCUAGCUCCGUAAGUCAUUAUACUUUAUUUACGGAUACGACUACGUGAGGCGGCGAUGGUCGGGGUAAGGGUGUCAAAGGACACCAGCUGAAGACUUACGUUAAUUAACCAAUUGAUCGUAGGAUGCAAGGAAUUAAAAAGAACAAUAAAUCGAUGUAAACUAAUAAAAUAAGAAGAGAUACCUAAGCUCCAGCAAAUCACUUUUCAUGGGCUGAGAAAUCUUUUAGGAAGAUGAUCAUCUUUGCAUCCUAAGGUUAACAAAUUAAAGUGUUUAGAGCACGCGUUACAGAAAACUAUCCACAGCUGAUUUUUAUUAUUCCAUUUUCAAGCGAGUUUUCGUGCCGCGAUGGCGCCGUUACCUCGCGCCCCCCGCCCACUGUAUAUAAAUAUAUAAAUACAAGAUAUACAUAUAUAAAUAAAUAUAUAUAUAUAUAAAAGAAUAUAAAUGCAAAUAUAUGUGGUUACGCUGUAAACUAAGUCGAACGAGCCUCUUUGCGGUUUUGCACGACAAAAUCGGUCCCGAAACAAUUUCACUUUGCACUUCCUAGUUUUCGAAUAUCGAUCAAGUCACUUUUUGCACGUUUCUUUGAUUCGUUGAGGUAUGGAGGAAAAUAAAUAACUGGUCGUUAUGGAAAUGGGACGAGCAGAGGGUUUCGUUCGUCUUAGACCCACCGGAUUAUACACACGUAACGUAACGCAUUAUAAUUUAAACGAAACAAUUACGGGAUGAGGUAAUCACGUGCUGUGCGGAGGCAAGGGUGGAAAUGAAACGGAGUACGAUGGAAACAAGCCCAGUGGUGUUGUUUGUUAGGUACAAUGAACAACGCGUUUCGGAUCUCAAGCGAAAUCCCUGUAUCCGGAUGCCCCAACGCAUGCAUAGUAGUCGGCUAGUGUAUGUAAUAAAUAAAGUUUCUGAACAAAAUUA